AUGUCUCUAAAUAUUUCUGAGAAAAAAGAUCAUCAAAUAUCAACUGAUAAUCAGUUACCAGUAUUCACAGAUGCAUGGCAAAAAACACUUUAUCAAAAUACAUUUCGUAUUGAUUCAAUACAAUCACAAUCAACUUCACCUACUAUUGAACGAGAUAAAAUGAAUCAUCAAUUAACUAUUGAAAUAUUUGAUCGAUUAUUAAAAUUUAGUAAUGAAUCUGAUAGACCAUUAUUUUGUCAACGUUUACAAGUUAUAUGGGAAGAACAAGGUAUUUUUUGUCAAACACAUCCAACAAUUACCAAUCAAAUACUUGAUUUAUAUAAACUACAUCAUUUAGUUCAAGAAAAACAAGGCUAUUUAGAGAUAACAACAAAUCGAGGU
Molecule: messenger RNA, 381 nt
Organism: Adineta steineri
Lineage: Eukaryota; Metazoa; Rotifera; Eurotatoria; Adinetida; Adinetidae
Source: the annotation of a GenBank genome assembly